GAAGGGUAACGAUAUGAUUUGUUUUUCUCAACUCAAUGACUAGUCUAAGCUGCAAUUUUGUUGACAAAAAGGGGGAUGACUCUCUAGAGGCCAGAAAAAUCACCCAAAGCUGCACCAGGCUCGAAAUUUCAGAACCCAGUUUUUCAUACCAGAGCUGUCUCAACCUUCAAGCAAGCUACUACCACUAUAAGUAGCAGAACUUUCAUCCUCUUCUCAAUGCAUACGAACUUGAACUGAGAUCACAAGAUGAAGAUUCCCACACUUUCAUUUCUUUCAUUUGCUUUUCUUCUUUCCUCUUCAAUUCCAGUUUCAGCUUCUGCUCCAACCCAUGAAGAUUUUCUCCAAUGCCUGUCCCUUCACUCUCCCAAUUCCACCUCAAUCUCGCAAGUGAUCUACACCCCGAACAACUCUUCCUAUUCAUCCGUCUUGCAAUUCUCCAUUCAGAACUUGCGAUUCACGUCAUCUUCAACCCCCAAGCCUCUCGUCAUUGUCACGCCAAUUCACGAAUCCCAGAUUCAGGCAACAGUCUACUGUUCCAGAAACCAUGGCAUGCAGAUCAGAGUUCGGAGCGGCGGACAUGACUACGAGGGUCUUUCCUACGUCUCCGAGGUUCCUUUCGUUGUCGUCGAUCUAAUAAACCUCCGAUCGAUCACUGUUGAUGCCGGAAACAAAACUGCUUGGGUUCAAGCCGGCGCUACCGUCGGUGAAGUUUACUAUAGAAUCGCCAAGAAAAGUAAAACUCUCGGCUUUCCGGCCGGCGUUUGCCCUACGGUGGGUGUCGGCGGGCACUUCAGUGGCGGGGGCUACGGUUUGCUGCUGCGCAAGUAUGGCCUCGCCGCUGAUAACAUCGUCGAUGCUAGAUUAAUCGACGUUAAUGGCGACAUUCUUGAUCGAAAAUCAAUGGGGGAAGAUCUGUUUUGGGCUAUCAGAGGGGGCGGAGGCGCUAGCUUUGGAGUCAUUCUUGCAUGGAAAGUAAAUUUGGUUGAUGUGCCCUCAACUGUAACUGUUUUCACAGUCGACAGGACGUUAGAACAAAACGCAACCAAGCUUGUUCAUCAAUGGCAGUACGUUGCCCACAAAUUUCCCGCCAACCUAUUCAUCAGAGUCAUCAUCCAAGGCGUGAACUCCAGCCAGAGUGGGAAAAGAACGAUACAAGCUUCAUUCAAUUCCUUGUUCCUCGGCCGAGUCGACGAGCUCCUCCCGUUGAUGCAAGAAAGGUUUGCAGAGCUGGGUUUGAGAAGAGAAGACUGCAAGGAGAUGAGUUGGAUCGAAUCCGUUCUCUACUUCGCCGGCUUCCCGAGCGGAGAAUCCAUUGAUGUUUUACUGGAUAGGACUCCCUUGUCCAGAAGCAAUUUCAAAGCAAAAUCAGAUAUUGUGAACGAACCCAUCCCGGAGACUGGGUUGGAAGGGAUAUGGGAAAGGUUUUACGAGGAAGAAGCUAAAGUUGCCGUAAUGAUCUUGAGCCCAUAUGGGGGCAAGAUGGAUGAGGUUUCAGAAACCGCCAUUCCUUUCCCGCAUAGAGCUGGAACCCUAUAUAAAAUACAGUACGUAGUUUCCUGGGAGGAGGAAGGGGCAGAAGCAUCCAAGAGCCAUAUAAAUUGGAUCAGAAGGCUUUACAGGUACAUGGCUCCCUACGUUUCCAAGUGGCCGAGAGCUGCGUAUAUCAAUUACAGAGAUCUUGACAUUGGAGCGAACAACCAAGGAAACACAAGCUAUGCACAAGCAAGCGUUUGGGGGUUUAAAUAUUUCAAGGGAAAUUUCCACAGAUUGGUGCAAGUGAAGAGCAAGGUUGAUCCUGACAAUUUCUUCAGGAAUGAACAAAGCAUUCCUCCUGUACCUUCCUGGUCGAAGAAGGGGGGUGGUGAGUAGUACUAGUUAGUUAGUUAAGCAGAAGAAGUGACUGUGUGUGACUUUCUUAGGAAAUAAGUAAUUAUAUGAUGAUAUCUCAGUAGUAAAUUAAUAAGAUACCAUUUAUGGAUGUAAUUAGUUAGAAACUAGUAUGUGGAAUUUGACUUUGAUUUCGAUUUCAUUUCUUCAUGAAAUAAUAAUAAUAAUACCAUAAAUUGGAAGGCUCUUUGUCUUUCUUGUUUU
Messenger RNA from Diospyros lotus (date-plum), 2091 nucleotides. RefSeq names its product tetrahydroberberine oxidase-like. Gene Ontology annotation, molecular function: oxidoreductase activity; FAD binding. Bases 247 to 1869 code for a protein of 540 amino acids. NCBI's taxonomy places the organism in Eukaryota, Viridiplantae, Streptophyta, Magnoliopsida, Ericales, Ebenaceae. The record is from RefSeq and is a predicted model, not a curated record. The transcript has 3 exons.